Gadus macrocephalus (Pacific cod) is the source of this 1831-nucleotide messenger RNA. Its product is annotated as Ras-related protein Rab-33B-like. The transcript has 2 exons. Gene Ontology annotation, molecular function: GTPase activity; GTP binding. The record is from RefSeq and is a predicted model, not a curated record. Lineage: Eukaryota; Metazoa; Chordata; Actinopteri; Gadiformes; Gadidae. Gene Ontology annotation, cellular component: endosome; Golgi apparatus. Bases 95 to 796 code for a protein of 233 amino acids. Gene Ontology annotation, biological process: Rab protein signal transduction.
GUUGAAUCUUUAUUGUGUGGAUGCGCGGCACCGAUUGGGUCGUAUAUUCUCGCGGUGUUUAGAAUGUACUACAUCUAGGUGGCGAGGAUGAGCAAUGGCAAUUGAAAACAACCCUGUGGAGGUUUUUGAUACAGUUUUCAAUCGAAAUGAUACUCAAUUGUCAUCACAGCUUGAAAAUGAUAGCCUCGAAGCUCGCAUUUUUAAGAUCAUAGUAAUAGGUGACUCUAAUGUAGGGAAGACGUGCUUGACUUAUAGAUUCUGUGGCGGCAUUUUUCUCAAAAACCCAGAGGCUACCAUCGGUGUUGAUUUCAGAGAAAAGACACUCGAGCUCGACGGAGAACGAAUCAAGCUGCAGAUAUGGGACACGGCCGGGCAGGAGCGCUUCAGGAAGAGCAUGGUAGAGCACUAUUACCGCAACGUACACGCCGUCGUCUUUGUGUACGACGUGACCAGCCUGACCUCGUUUGAGAGCCUCCCCGAGUGGAUCAGUGAGUGUAGCCGGCACUCUGUGGGCCCCAUGGUGCCCCGCAUCCUGGUGGGCAACAAAUGCGACCUCAGAGCGCAUCGGGAGGUGCCAACGUCCCACGCCCAACGCAUGGCAGAUGGCUACAACUUCCCCCUGUUUGAGACGUCAGCCAAGGACCCUGCUGAGAAGGAACACGUUGAUUCAAUCUUCCUGACAUUGGCCUACAGAUUGAAGAACCAUAAGCCUCUGAGGCUGAAGCAGCCCAGUGAGAGCAGCUCGAGUCUGCUUUGGUAUCAGAGAGAACAUGAGGCCACAGGUUGUCAAUGCUGAAGUGUAGCCGCACUGCUGGUGUGUGUGCCUGCGUAUGUGCGCAUACAGGGUUAGCAAUAUGAAUGUCUUCCAUUGUUGAUUUCCAACCGAUCUCCCAUACGUCUUCAUGUUCUUCUGGUUUCUUGCAGAUGGCUGAUCAAACAACAAUGCAUGUCAGGAAUAAGGUGCUGCCUGCAGUCUAAAGUCUUAACGGUGCUUAGGUAAAUUUGAAUGGUAUUCAUUUGAUGGUGGGAAUUCCCCCAAGGGGAAGUAAAGUGGAAAUACCAGCGAGAAUUGGGUGUUCAGCAAUUGAACCACAACCAGGGUUCCCCCAUAGGGUCAUGUAAAGCUGCGAACAAAUGUUAAGACUAGAACAGUGUAAAGGUAUUCAGCGAAGUUCAUUUGUAUAGCAAUUUAUACAAUCUCAAAGAGUGUAAAAGAGGACAAAUCCAUGUGAUAAAAGAAAGAAGCCUCCAAUAUGAACAAGUUUACUGUAGGUUUAAGGUAUAACUCAAAAAGUAGAAAAAUACUACACAAAGCAAAAGAGGAACAUUAAGUAAAUGCAAUAAGUUUCGCUACAUUGAUUGCAAAAUACUGAAAAACGUCUGCUUUGUAAACACAAUAUAAAACAACCACAGAAAAAGGGCCCUGGGAUUGAACAUGCCUUUCUGUAUUGAAUGUGCAUGUGCUCUUUGAGAUAAAAGGGGGUUCCUAUUAAUUACUUGCUACUGUAAUUUCCAUUGCUGGCAGUAUUGUGAGCUUGCAGAAUAAUACAAUCUACAUAACAUUUCAUCAGUUGGGAAAGGGACCACUGUGGAACAGAAUGUAGUUGUGAAUAAUACAGUACACACAUUUGAACUGUAAAUAUUAUAUCCCGUCUUUGUGAUUAAUAAACUAUGCCUGCUCAUGUGUAACACUUUAUUUGAGAGAAAUGCCAGUGUCUGACAAUGUAGCUUUUAUUUUGGAGUAAAAUGUUGUUAUUGUUCUCGUUUUUUUAAUUUAAUUUUUUAUUGAAGUAUAAAAUUGCUAAAUUGAAAUAAAAUAAAACACAUGAAA